AGAAAAAUAAUUUACCUGCAAGUCUGGAAAUCUAGGUGUGGUCCUGUCUCAGUUUCAACGAGUUCUAAAAGCAUGUCUAGGCAAACCAGUGAGCAUGAGCAGAGAAGGAAGUUAGGACCCUGCAUUACGGAUGUUUUGUCUCUGCAAAAUUCUGUUGAACUCCUUCGGAAUGCCACAGUACAAACUGACCACAACUGAAUCUACAGAUGCUCGAGGCAGUAACCAGAGUCUAAACAGUCUGUCUACCACCCAAAAUACUGGAAAAUCUAAUGAGCGACCAAUAGCUAGCUGGGCAGUGUCUUUUGAGAGGCUUCUUCAGGACCCAGUGGGAGUCAAGUAUUUCACAGAAUUCUUGAAGAAGGAGUACAGUGCUGAAAAUAUCUUAUUCUGGCUUGCUUGUGAACGCUUUCGGCAGAUCCCAGAAGAUGAUACCCAGCAGCUGUUUACAGAAGCACGUAAGAUCUACGACAGUUUUCUGUCAAGCAGUGCCUCCAGCCCUAUUAAUGUCGACAAGCAGGCAAGGAUGUCUGAAGAAGCCCUCUGUACACCAAAACCAAAUAUGUUUGAGGUACAACAACUCCAGAUUUUUAACCUAAUGAAGUUUGACAGCUAUACCCGGUUUGUGAAAUCAAAACAAUACCAAGACUGUGUACUGCUAGAAGUUGCUGGACAACCCCUUCCUGGUAUGAGCCCCAAACUGCAGGACCAAGGUGCAGCAGUUAGUACAAGGGAAAGUUCAUCUUCAUUUGACUCCAAAAAGCAAAGAAAAUUGAAAGCUGGAAAGUCUUUACCUGCUGGGGCUGAUAUGGAGUGGAAAGGCAUUACUAUGGAUAAAGACAUCAAUAAGAAUAUCAACAAGUCAGGGAAGACAACAGAUAAAUGUGGAUCCUGUGGAGAACUUCUAGAGAGUAACAAUGUGUUACAGCUAAGAAGAGAGUCCCAGGGUUCCCUGAACUCUGCUGCUAGCCUUGAGCUAGCAUUCCUUCCAUCUCUGUCAAGCAAAUCAGAGAAUGAAACUACAAAUGCUCGCAGCAACACUGAGCAGGAAAAUAAAUCCAUCAAAUACUGUUGUGUUUAUUUACCUGAUGGGACAGCCUCUCUUGCUAAAGUACAGCCUUCAUUCACAAUUCGAGAUAUGUUGUCAGGGAUAUGUGAAAAACGAGGGAUCGACCUUGCUGAUGUAAAGGUCUACUUAAUGGAAAAUGAAAAGAAGCCCCUAAUGUUGGACCAAGAGAGCAUAGUCCUGAUGGACAGAGAAAUUCGGCUUGAAAAUCGGAUCACUUUUGAGGUGGCAAUUACCCACAUCAAGAAAACUGUUAAAAUCACAGCAAAACCCAGCAAAACAUUGCGGGAGGCACUUCAACCCUCUUUUGAGAAAUACAAUGUGAAACCCAAGACAGCAAUACUCAGAAUUACAGGUGAAUCAAAAAGCCUUGAUCUGAACAGCGCUGUAAGCCUCGUGGCCAACCAGAAAUUGAUGCUGGACCUUACUGAAGCUCCCAAAGAAACAGAACAUAUCAACAGUGCUGGGCAUUCAUGCAGUUCACCAGGGAAAACAGAUCCAAUUAAGAAAUGUAUCUUCCAUGAUCAUGAAGGUGAAGCUGCUAAUAUUGUGCCGGAAAUGCCUACAUUUUCACAACAGAAUACAAAAGCCAAGGCGGCUGGUGUAAAUCCACACCGAAGGACAUAUGAAAUGGAAGGGCUAAUAGAACUUUUAAAUCGAGCUCAGAAAUGCCGAGCAGAUGACCAGCGAGGAUUGCUAAGUAAAGACAGCCUUGUUCUCCCAGAAUUUCUGCUGCUGCCAGAGGACAAAGAUGAGGGAUACAGUGAAACAUAUGAAGAGACAAAUGAACCUCCAGAACCUGAGAUGGAAGUCAUGGCUUCAGCACAGAUUACAGAACACAACAUUGAGGCCACUGAAUGGAAGUUGAAAAGGGACAGUUGUGAGCACUGUCUAGAGACCUUGCCUCAAGUUAUCCAACCCAGUUCUGAUUGUACUACAAGCCUGAAACUACAUGACAUUGUGCACACACAGGUCUCACGUAAUUCAUCACAUCCUGGAAAUGGAGAAAAGAACACACAAGGUGAAGUUUUAUGCUGUCCUUCAAGCAAGCCUGCUCCCAGCUGCUGUAAAGACCAAACAGCACUCCCUGCAACAGAUGAACAUGCGCGGGCAGGAUGGGUAGAAGAUCGUGUACAAAAUAAAUGCUCAACAAAUGAACUUAGCACUGUGAACAUUCAAACAAGAGGCAUUUCUGUCCAGCAGAAUCCCGGAAACACAAAGGCUGCAGGCAAUGAGAGUGCCACAUCCAUUGAAUCAGCAUGAGAACUCUUUCCAAUAUUUUUUCCUCACCUAAUUUUCUCAUCAAGCCUUUGUGGAACUCCCCUUUGGUACCUGACUUGUACAGCAUUUAAGAAAUAGUUGCAAUUCCAGUUAUCUGCAUCCUCCAAAUGGUAGAUGUUUUGUGUAGUCUGAUUAAACACCUGUUUUGCACACACACACACACACACACACACACACACACACACACACACACACGCAUGCUUCUGUGUGUUUAGAAACAAACAUAAAUUCAAAUUAUGUAUAGUAGCGAAUGCUUAUCAAUGAUUUAUUUAAUGUCUUUUUAACAAAUAGAAACAACUUUAGAAUAUAAUAUUUAAAACAGCACUUUUAUUUAUACAUAUAUGAAAAAGAGGGAGUAUAGUUGAAUGAUUCUCCUCCAUUAAAAGAUGGAUUUGUGAAUUAAUCCUUUACCACUGUGCAAGAACUGAGCAAUUAAGAAUAGUGUUUAUUCUGCCUAGUAUGUCAUUUUCAUGACUAAUAACACAAUGAAAUCUUUCCAUAGCCUGCUGUAAAAAUAGAUGCCUGAAUGUUCUGUCUUAAGAGUCUGCAGCUACAUUAAAAAAAUCCUAAAAGAGA
Molecule: messenger RNA, 2920 nt
Organism: Protopterus annectens (West African lungfish)
Lineage: Eukaryota; Metazoa; Chordata; Ceratodontiformes; Protopteridae
Gene: RGS14
Product: regulator of G protein signaling 14
Exons: 14
Coding region: 131-2326 (731 amino acids)
Biological process (GO): signal transduction
Molecular function (GO): GTPase activator activity
Source: RefSeq, a predicted model, not a curated record